GGGUCGCUGAGCAGAACAAACAUGCUAUUUGUGCCCCUCCCGAUUUAGAUGAGCAGUGCGCACAAGGUGUAUAUCUUCAACUUUUAGGGCAACAUUCACGAGAACAUGUUUAGCCUACUUGUUAAUGGGGUGCUUCUCCCACCAACAUUAUGCUUAGAGAUUUGGUGUCUUUUAAACCCACCGUAGGUUACAUCUAGUCUGUAUUUUGAAUCCCCAUCAACUUCUUCUUCUGAUAGCGUUGCAGGCGGCCAACCGGCCGUGCAUCUGCACACGGUCCAAACAGUGGCAGUCACAAGGCUACAUCAGAUAGGCUGUGUAGUUGUUUGCACUCCGGAUGGCUUCAGAGAUCUACCAGCGGCUGUUAAAACCCACUUCGAGAGGAGACAGCAAAGCCAAAAGAAGAUCAGAACAAGAAAUACAACUUAGUUUUGUAAUAACUUCUUAGAAGUAGGCUACUUUUAAGUCACGUUUUAUUUGUUUUUGUAUAAGUCUUGAUUUUAUCGACUUUAGGAGAUCUAUUUAAAUCUGAUAUUAUCCACAUUGUCAGUCAUGUUCAAAAAAAAGGAUGCGGAAAAAUUGGCCCUGGUGUCAGACGUGAGGAACUCGUACACCACUAUAAGCGUGUCCAACCAGGAAGCAUUACAGAUGGACGGCACAGGUGACAUCAAGCAUUGCCAUGACAACAGCUAUGCACAGGAGGAUCGUGAACAAGAAAAGAAAGUGGCCAAGAGGAGGUUGUAUCUAGUCUCAGUCAUCUGCCUGGUUUUCAUGAUUGGUGAAAUCCUUGGUGGGUAUUUUGCAGGCAGUCUUGCAGUGAUGACAGACGCUGCUCACCUGCUUGUGGACCUAGUCAGCUUCAUCAUCAGCCUGUUGUCCCUCUGGCUCUCCUCCAGACCUGCUACACACAAGCUCAGCUACGGCUGGCAUCGGGCAGAGAUCCUGGGUGCGCUGCUGUCAGUUUUCACCAUCUGGCUGGUAACAGGAGUGUUGGUUUACCUCGCCGUGGAGCGCAUUCUCGACGAUAACUACACCAUCGAGGGCACUAUCAUGCUCAUUACCUCUGGUUGUGCAGUGGUGGCUAAUAUUAUCAUGGCCUUCGCUCUUCACCAGUCCGGCCACGGCCACAGUCACGGGGGUCUCGGUUCACCCGGGCACGGCCACAGUCACAACGGUCACAGCUCGAACGGCAACAGUCACGGGGGUCAAGGGCACAGCCACAUUGAGCAAGAAAGACAGAGAACUCAGCAGGCCAACGCCAGUGUGCGAGCAGCCUUUGCCCAUGUGUUGGGAGAUCUUCUCCAGAGCGUCAGCGUGUUUCUCAGCGCCAUCAUUAUCUUCUUUAAGCCAGAAUAUAAGAUUGCUGACCCUAUCUGCACAUUCCUGUUCUCCAUAUUUGUCUUGUGCACCACGCUUACCAUCCUGAGGGAUAUUGUCAUUGUCCUAAUGGAAGGCACUCCAGCAGGGGUGAAGUAUGGAGAAGUGCGGGAUAGUCUGCUAGCAGUGAAGGGGGUGACGGCUGUCCACAACCUUCACAUCUGGGCCCUCACCAUGAACCAGACUGUACUGACUGCACACGUAGCCAUAGACGAGACAGUGGAUGCCCAGACUGUCCUGAGGAAAAUGACACAGGCUUGUUUUGCCUCCUACAACUUCCACUCUGUUACAAUUCAAAUGGAGAGACAGGCCGACCUGAAGCCCGGAUGUAACCUGUGUGAGGAUCCCAAGAAGUAGGAAUCUGCCUAAUUCUUAAAAUGAUCCCAACGGAAUAAGGCCUAGCUAUGUUUUUGCUCCUGUAACCUCAAUACUUAUAACAAGUUGGUUUUGCACUGCUCGAUGGAUCCUAAGGCCUGUUCCUUAAGUGCCUCUGUCUUUUAGACUAUAGUGUUGUUUAUUUUACUACAAUUUGUCACACAAUUUGUAAUCAAAUGGGGAAGUUUCAUGGUGAUACCUACAGUAUUAAUUAAAUUUAUAACCUUAUUAACUUGUGGUGCCUUCCCUUUGUGUUGACAUUCCCAAAGAAAUAGUUGUAUUGAAAUGAGCAUGUGCCUGAAUUAAAGGCAAGCUUGCUCACAAUUUUUAUUUUUUUAAGUGCUUUUUUUCUUUUAGAAAAAGCACAUCCUGUGUAAAGUUUUAACAUGUCAAAAACUUUAAAGGUUCAAUAUGUAAUAUAUUUACUGU
Etheostoma cragini (Arkansas darter) is the source of this 2178-nucleotide messenger RNA. RefSeq names its product solute carrier family 30 member 8 (gene slc30a8). NCBI's taxonomy places the organism in Eukaryota, Metazoa, Chordata, Actinopteri, Perciformes, Percidae. The record is from RefSeq and is a predicted model, not a curated record. The transcript is spliced from 9 exons. Gene Ontology annotation, molecular function: zinc ion transmembrane transporter activity. Gene Ontology annotation, cellular component: plasma membrane. Gene Ontology annotation, biological process: response to glucose; zinc ion transmembrane transport; response to zinc ion. The coding region runs from base 550 to 1731 and encodes 393 amino acids.